This is a messenger RNA of Galeopterus variegatus (Sunda flying lemur), 1441 nucleotides long. RefSeq names its product metaxin 3 (gene MTX3). Gene Ontology annotation, cellular component: SAM complex. Gene Ontology annotation, biological process: mitochondrion organization. The coding region runs from base 1 to 939 and encodes 312 amino acids. Lineage: Eukaryota; Metazoa; Chordata; Mammalia; Dermoptera; Cynocephalidae. The transcript has 9 exons. The record is from RefSeq and is a predicted model, not a curated record.
AUGGCGGCCCCCUUGGAGCUCAGUUGCUGGGGAGGCGGCUGGGGGCUUCCGUCGGUACACAGCGAGUCCCUGGUGGUGAUGGCUUAUGCCAAAUUUUCUGGUGCACCCUUGAAAGUCAAUAUCAUAGAUACGACCUGGAGAGGUUCAAGAGGUGAUAUACCCAUUUUGACAACUGAAGACAACAUUGUUUCUCAGCCGGCGAAAAUACUAAACUUUUUAAGAAAACAGAAAUAUAAUGCUGAUUAUGAACUGUCAGCAAAACAAGGGGCAGAUACUCUGGCUUACAUUGCUCUCCUUGAAGAGAAGCUUCUCCCUGCAGUGCUUCACACUUUCUGGGUUGAGAGUGAUAAUUACUUUACUGUGACAAAGCCAUGGUUUGCUUCACAAAUUCCUUUUCCCUUGAGUUUGAUCCUGCCUGGAAGAAUGUCUAAGGGAGCACUGAAUAGGAUUCUCUUGACCAGAGGAGAGCCUCCCCUCUACCACCUCCAAGAAGUGGAAGCACAGAUAUACAGAGAUGCCAAGGAGUGCCUAAAUCUACUGUCACACAGAUUGGGAACAUCUCAGUUUUUCUUUGGAGAUACGCCUUCUACCUUGGAUGCCUAUGUUUUUGGUUUUCUUGCUCCUCUUUAUAAAGUACGGUUUCCUAAAGUUCAGUUACAAGAACAUCUGAAACAGCUCUCCAACCUGUGUCGCUUUUGUGAUGACAUCCUAAACAGUUAUUUUAGGCUUAGUAUUGGAGGCAUGUCUCCAGCUGGACAAGAAACAGUAGAUGCAAAUCUGCAGAAACUCACACAACUUGUAAAUAAGGAAUCCAACUUGAUUGAAAAGAUGGAUGACAAUCUUCGCCAAAGCCCUCAGCUUCCUCCUCGGAAACUGCCAACACUUAAACUGACUCCAGCAGAAGAAGAAAGUAAUUCUGUACAACGGUUAUCACUCUGACAGUCGUCAAGCUUUGUGGCAAGAGCCAUAUGAUUGUUGCAGUAGUCUCUUACACCAAGUGUGUGAAGGCAAAAAGAAAAUACCAUUAAUAGGUAUAAAAAAGACUCCAAAACAAAAAGAACUUUAUAUGACAUCUAUUUUUUCUUUUUAAUUAGGAAGCUUGUAUUCUAGCUUGGCAGUGCAUUUUAAGUAACAUCAAAGUGAAUGCUAGAUGAACUUAGUGGGUGAGGGGAAGAAAACAUAUUGUACUGUAUAUAAAAAAAAUCCUGCCUUAAUCUUGGCAGAUUUUUGCCUUUGGUUCACGUGUUGCUGACCAAAAGCUACAAUUCUGUUCUAAAUGUGCACUCUUAAUUUAUUCAGGUUAAUUUAUUCAAUUUAUUAACUUAAUUUUCUUAGACGAAACUAAAUACCUAAUAUGUAGCUCUUUGGCUGAAGCUUUUUUCUCUUCUGUUUAGAAAUCCAAUGCCUAUUUUAGAAAGAACAAGGAAAACUAUAAAUUCAA